Molecule: messenger RNA, 4398 nt
Organism: Pteropus alecto (black flying fox)
Lineage: Eukaryota; Metazoa; Chordata; Mammalia; Chiroptera; Pteropodidae
Gene: OPA3
Product: OPA3, outer mitochondrial membrane lipid metabolism regulator
Exons: 2
Coding region: 2725-3273 (182 amino acids)
Biological process (GO): regulation of lipid metabolic process
Cellular component (GO): mitochondrion
Source: RefSeq, a predicted model, not a curated record
CUUUGCCUUUUACUCUGAGAUAAAUGAGAGCCACAAGAGGAGGGAUGUGAUUUGACUUAAAUGUGAACAGGAUCUCGCUGGCUGCUGGGGAACAGAACGGGAAAUUAGGGCAGCAGCUGGGAGCCCAGUGAAGCGGUGACUGCAUUAGUCCAUGUGAGAGAUAUUGGCGGCUGGACCAGGGUGGGCGGUGGAGUGAGCAAGGGGCAGUGGUCAGCUUUGGGAUUUAUUUUGAAGAAAUGAUGAGAAAAGCACAAGGACCUGCGGGAUUGUGCAAUGUGAGCCUCUUGCCCAUCCUGAGAAAAGGGUGACUGGGAGCCUGAGCUGGAAAGACCUCUGGGAAUGAUCCCAGGCCCUAUUCCAGGGCGGUCACCGGAGAGCCCAAGUGAUUAGCCCAGGGUCACACAGGCGGUGAGUCAGCUGGGGCCACCCUGGGCUCUCUCUCUCUUCCGCAUCUAUGCGUCUGUUCCCACGCCCCAGAAUGGCCAAGGCUGCCUGCCAUGGCUGGUAUCCCCCUCCCUCCCUGGCCGCCAGGAGUCACCAGAAAUGGUCCUCAUUUAUAACCAGGCUGGAGAACAGGAGGAAGGACUCAGAUCUACACAGGCUUCACCCCUCCUGAUAGGUCACUUCCCUCUCUUCCUCCCCUGUGUAAUAGUCUCCAAGCUCCUGAUGAGAUGCAAUGAUCUCUACACACACACACACACACACACACACACACCUCUCCCUCCCUUGCCCCAGAAGUUCCCAGAAGAGGUUCCUGGAAACCCUUCUCAGAGAAAUGAAGAGGAGGGAGGAGGGGAUAAAGAAAAAAAACAAACUUAAAGAAGAAAAUGGUUUUGUAUGAGGGGGGUUACUGAGAUGCAGGAAGUUGGGGCUUUGGUGUUGGGGGGAGGGAAAGGAGGGGAGCCUGGGAUCUGGGGGCCCUGGUAAUUUUCUCAUCUCGUUUCACGGCCAUAAAGCUACUGAGAUGGAGAUGUAGGGGGCCAGACGCUUUGAACACAGUCACCUCAGAGAAUCGGAUAAAAACUUGCACAUUAUCCUUCCACCAAAUGCUCAUUCCCAUUCAUGCAAUAAAUAUUUAUUGAGCACAUACUGUGUGCCAGGCACUGUUCUAGGAACCGAGGAAACAGCAGUGAAUUAUACAGAAAAAAAAAGUCAUGUACAAGUUUGGAAGUUUCCUAAAUCCAGCAUGGGGGACCUCAGUCCCCCAGUAGGUCUUUGGGCCCCAGGGUUACUCUCUAGGGAUGAGGAGACGACUGUGGGCUGCCACUCAAGAAAUCCCAGGCUCAGCUUCAUCCCGGCGACCUUUGGAAUAUUGGAUAAAUCAUUUUCAUCCUCUAGUCUCAGUUGGCCAGUCUGUAAACUGGGUUGGUACCAAGUGGAUGUGGACCUUGAACAGGCCCCAAGCUCCCUUGCAACUUUAGUCUAGAAGGGAUCCUGGGGACGGGUUCUUUUUAUGGUCUUGGCAUUCUUAGUAUAUAAUUUAGAACAUCUGGGUUCAAACAUGCCAGUGCCAUCAUUACAGAUAAAGAAAUGGAGGUCCGUCAGUGCCUGACACUUGACGAAAGAUGGUCGGGCAGUCGGGGUGGAAAGCCCAGGGUGCCCGACUCUACAUCCUGAAUGUUCACUUCCUCCUGCAUACCACUUCUCUGUGCUCCUGUCUUCUCUCCCUCUGCCUCUCCUUGAAUCUCUCAAUUACCCAUCAGCACUCCACCAUCUAGAAAUUUCUCUCCACCCCUUCCUGAUCUUGUUUAUAUAAUUUUACUCCCUGCUGGGUGAGGGAGGACAGUCUGGGACAUGUUCUUAAACUUCUUCCUGAGUCAGCUCCCUGGGGGCCCUUGCCCCCAAUGGGGCUUGAGAACGAGUAUGAUUUUAUUAGCCAAGAUGCUGGGCUAUCAACUUCUGUUGAUUGGGGAACCUCCUGCCAGCCCCCUGUCCCUCUCUGGGCCUUUUUCGGCUACUUGGGAAGCGGCUGGAUUAGCUGCUUCUGGAGAUGAAAUACAUCCUCAUGCUAGAGCUAGCAAAAAUGAUGCUAAUACUUGUACGGUAAUAAGGGCUGUUUAUUGAGUGUUUACUAUGUGACUGGCACCACUCUAAGCACUUGACAUAGUUCACUAUCUUUCUACAUUCGAGAUUCGCAUGCAAACCUCACAUAACCCAGUAAAGUAGUGAGUGCUAUUAUGAUUCACAUUUUGCGGAUGAGAAUACUGAUGCCCAGAGAAGUCAAGUCACUCGUCCAGUAUAUCACACAGCAAGUAAAUGACGGAACUGUUAUCCCAGACCAGGUCUGUAUGACGAAAGAGAGCUUUCUCGCAAACACGGUGAGAGCUCUAAUCUGCGGGGGUAGGUGUAUUCGGGAUUCAUUAGCCCUAAUUAGGACUAAGGGCCUCAUUUGGGCGAAAAGGCCAUCUAGGUACGUAACGUCACGAAAGAGCGCGGUGACACCAGCCACGCGGGCGUGGGAACCCAUCCACGUUCCAGCGAGCUGCCGUUUAACCGCAUCGCCCUCUGACCGCCUCGCUUCCGCCGUAUAUUUGCAUAUUCAGUAAACGGACGCCCGGGCGUCGGCGAUGACGCGGUGACGUCAGGGAGCGCCCCUGCAUUCUCCCCCCCGAGCGUACGCACGUACGCAAGCACGCACGGCGAUGAGUGGGCGGGGGAGGAGGGAGAGAUUGGAGGCGCCCCGCCCAGUCAGCAGGGUUGCGCGUGCCCCGUGCGACCGCCAAGAUGGUGGUGGGCGCGUUCCCUAUGGCGAAGCUGCUAUACUUGGGCAUCCGGCAGAUCAGCAAGCCGCUUGCCAACCGCAUGAAGGAGGCCGCCCGCCGAAGCGAGUUCUUCAAGACCUAUAUCUGCCUCCCGCCGGCUCAGCUGUACCACUGGGCGGAGAUGCGGGCCAAGCUGCGCAUCAUGGGCUUGAACACCGAAGCCGUCAAGCCGCUGAACGAGGCGGCGGCCGUCGAGCUGGGCGCCGAGCUGCUGGGCGAAACCACCGUCUUCUUGGUGGCCGGCGGCUGUCUGGUGCUGGAGUACUGGCGCCAGAAGAUGCAACAGCGUCGCAAGGAGGGGGAGCAGCGAGCUGCCUGGGGCGCGGUGCAGGGCGACGUGGACCACCUGGAGCUGGCGCUGGAGCAGCUGCAGGCGCAGGUGCGGGCGGCGGCGCCGCUGAGCGCCCUGGAGGAGCUGCGGGCGCAGAUGGAAGACAUGCGCGCCCAGCUCUGCGAGCCGGACUCGGACGCGCCGUCUGCGCCCCAGACGGAGCCCGCGUCCCAGGAGUAGGAGGCCGCAGGGCCCUGGUCUUGCACGUGACUGUUGUCUUGGCUGCGACUUCUCCGACUUGGCCUCCUGUCUGUCCACACUGUUCGUUCCUGAACCGGCCUAGCUAUUACCACCCCGUCCCUGUAGGGCGGAAAGGAUCUUACACUGGGGCUGAUCCAACCAGGCGUUUGGUCACUUCCCCCCACUAGGUGGGCCAGCAGGACACAGGGACCUGGCCAGCUCAUUCUGUCAUUCACACCUCCACUUACCGGAGGAGUGAUCCUCUCCCGGGGGCCUCAGCCAUCGCACGGGGGGUGGGAGGGACACUCUGCCCCCUCCUCGUUGGUACAGUCCAUUGUAAUAAUGGAGACACUUCCGCUGGACUGCCCGCCCCGCCCCGGCCACCUACCUCACCCUGUGGUGCAGGGAAUGGGAUGGAUCUCGGACGACUUUAGGUCCAAUGGGCCACUCAGUGGCGCCUGUCUUCAGUCCACCAUCGGUACCUCUACUGGGGUCCUCUCCUCAAGUGGAUCUGUCCAACAGACCUGCCCCGCACCCCCCCUCCCUUAGUCUGUGGCACAACCCCCUGGGGAAGGCCGCGUGGGGUCCUCUCUUGCAUUUCCACCAGCUCUCCCUGCUCCCCACUUUCUGUGAUCUGUUCCAGCGGGACAUGGCCCUUCAGGGUAGAAAAAUGGUCCUGCCUAGAGCUGAACAAUUCUGGUAUGGCCAAAGCCCCCAGUUUACCUGUCCAGAAGGUCUGGACUACUGCUGUUCUUACCCACAGUUCCCCCUAGCUGGCCUCUCAUAGGGACCCACCUGUUCCCUGCUCUAUGGGUAACUGUCACACCCCCCACCUUCCAAGCCUGCUCUUCAGUACUCAGGGAUUCCCCCAUCCUUCUUACCCUUGGACUGGACCCCCAGGCCCCCUCGACCCCCUUCAUGCAAAGACCUCCUCCGUGGGACCCCCAGCCCCUCAGCCCUUAAGUUCCCCACUCCCAUCCCAAGGGACUGUUCCACCAGACAGUGUUGCCUACCCAGCCUACCUGCUGCCAACCCACUGAACUGCUCGGGGGCGGGCGGGUAUGCAUGAGCUCUGCGACUUCUGAAUUCUAUUUUUUUAGACUGUUGAUGUUUUACAAUUAAAGG